AUGCUUAGGUUAAAUAAACGUAGUUUGCGAGCCUGCGUAGGUUAUGCACGUUGUCUCAUAAUGUUAAGUAAGUGGUCAGUGGCUGAGAAGUUUCUUCGUCAAACAUUAGCAGCCCAUCAAAAUUCAGCUGAAGCAUGGUACUUGCUAGGUCUGGCAAGACGUAAACUUUGCAUGUAUGAGGAAGCAAAUUUAGCUUUUCGUACAGCACUCGAAAUACAGCCGAAUUAUGCUGCUGCGCAACGUGACCAUAGAAUUUUGCAUCAUUUAAGGGAUGAGCCUAUGGAAAAACGAUUGGAGCUGUAUAAUCGCAUGACGACGAUCUGUAAUAAAAUUAGAGAAGAAACUUCUUACACAUACAAUAUAUUGUGUAAUGAUGGUGGUGGUAUUCGAGGUCUAAUCUCUGCGAUCUGGACUGCUGAAAUUGAGCGUCUUACUAACUCUUCAGCUGUUUCACUCUUUAACAUGAUGUCAGGUACGUCUACGGGUGCCAUCGUAGCAGCGGGUCUAUGCGCACCUAACCGAGAGCACCCAACCUUGCCUCGUUAUAAAGCAGCUGAUAUAGUUAAACUCUAUGUAGCAAAUGGUAACAAAGUGUUUGAAAAGCCACGUGGCAGAUGGUGGUACAAUUUUCGACGUGCUGUAACGCAAGAAGCAAAAUAUAUAUCUGAAAGUCGACAUAAACUAUUCAAAGCGUACUUUGAUCACACCAAGUUAUCACAUAUGCUGAGUGAAUUAGUAGUUCCAGCUGUAAAAAAUGAUUCACAAAUUACACAUUUAUUCAAUAAAUAUGACUGCCGAAAUGAAAACGCAGUUGAUUAUGAAGUACAUGACGUACUAAUGUGCACGACAGCUGCGCCAACGUAUUUCAGUCCUCAUAAGCUUGGAACGUGUCAGUAUGUUGAUGGAGGUAUCCAGAUGAAUAAUCCAGUAAUGGCUGCCUAUAGUGAAGCAUUACGUUACGAUCCCUCGAGAAAAGAUAGACUUUUUGUCCUAUCACUUGGAACUGGUGAUUACGUUCCAAAUCCGUUACAUCCCAGUGCCGAUCGGCAUUUGCUAUUCUAUGGAAAGCAUACCCAAGAAAUCUUGAAUAUAGUUGUCGACGGACCACAGUACAAUGUUGAUAUGCAUAUGCUAUCUGUGUUGGGUAAAGAGCGAUAUCAACGUUGGCAAGUGUGGUUCGAAGAACCAAUUAGUUUAGACGCUGUAGAUAAAGCUAGUAUAGAUAUGUUAUUUGAUAAGGCACGAGAAUUUUUUUGA
Molecule: messenger RNA, 1257 nt
Organism: Didymodactylos carnosus
Lineage: Eukaryota; Metazoa; Rotifera; Eurotatoria; Philodinida; Philodinidae
Source: the annotation of a GenBank genome assembly